Molecule: messenger RNA, 897 nt
Organism: Lithohypha guttulata
Lineage: Eukaryota; Fungi; Ascomycota; Eurotiomycetes; Chaetothyriales; Trichomeriaceae
Exons: 2
Coding region: 1-897 (298 amino acids)
Source: RefSeq, a predicted model, not a curated record
AUGCCUCGAACGCGCAAAGGGUCUCGAACAGGUGCUGACGCCUCCUUCAACCUCGACAACAAAGAGAACGAGAGACCCAGCCCCAAGUCGGAGCAUCGUAAGAGUGCUGGGCCACCUACUCAAAGCAAAGCUCUGUCUGAAGACGAGGCGCGGCAGGCCGUAGCCCCCAAACCAGCCAAGAAACUCACCAAGAAACAAAUCAAAGAGGCAGAAGAAGAAGCAGAAAGAGAAAGAAUACAACACAUCCAAGCUACAAGACCUCGACUAACCACACCCGACCUCGAAUUCGACUACGAUCGAUCUCAACUUCGAGACCCCAGACCAACGCCAGGCUACGUCAGAAGACCCAGACACGAAGACCUCGACUACAAAGGCGAAGUGGGCAAGCAACAAUUUCGCGACCGCUUCUACAUCCCCGAACCAGAGAAACCAAAAGGACGAUUGAACGCCUACCAGAAAGAUGAGCUCUAUGGUCAGAAAGCGCUCUUAGAUCCCAUGAUGAUCUUCCACGAUCUCCAUGUCUGCUACGAAAAAGGCCCGAACGGUUCACGUACCUACGACUCAGCUGGCUUUCAGCUCAGCUACAGCAAAGUACGCAGCUGGAUGCAGCCUAGAGCCUACAACAAGAAGAGCAUCAUGAAUAGUAUGGGCAGGUCACUAGCAAGAGGGGAAAGCGAGAUUGAACAAAUAUAUCGGAUCUUCUUCACGGACGGUAAGGUUCCUGAAGAUGAGUUUUCGAUGAUGGACUACAUCAAAGACAAGAUUUCGAAAGAUAUUGGAGUACCGUUUCAUAGAUCGGGCCGAAACAUGCGCAGCAAUGGAAAGAGAUGGGCUUUAGGCCUGUCGUUGCGAGUGAGUGGUGGCGUAAAGCUAACGAAGAAGAAAAGAAAAGGAUGA